Frankliniella occidentalis (western flower thrips) is the source of this 1837-nucleotide messenger RNA. RefSeq lists its product as uncharacterized. Gene Ontology annotation, molecular function: ubiquitin protein ligase activity. Lineage: Eukaryota; Metazoa; Arthropoda; Insecta; Thysanoptera; Thripidae. The coding region runs from base 199 to 1707 and encodes 502 amino acids. The record is from RefSeq and is a predicted model, not a curated record. Gene Ontology annotation, biological process: protein ubiquitination. The transcript has 4 exons.
GGAGGAAGAAGAAAACCCGGGUAGUAGCCGAUAACAACAUAACCUUGAUCCGAGAACUUAUUAUUAUUAUUAUUUUUACCGAUUCAAGUUUAAAACUGCAGUUCAACCUACAGUGAGUUUAUGUAUUGCUUGUGACGUUUUCGACAGCCCAUCAUCGCAUCUUACUCGCAGUACGCAGAACAGACACCUGUAAGAAAAAUGAAUUUGAAGUGUGAUAUUUGUCUCCUCAAUUUGGACCUGGACUCCCACCGCCCUAAAAGCUUACCCUGUGGACACACCGUUUGUAAGGAAUGUGUUGAAAAUCCUGCCUUAGGGAGGAAGUGCCCAACUUGCAGCAAGUCAUUUAGGCAACGCCGACCUGAGGACCUGCCCGACAACGUCCUAGCCGUCCAACUGUUGGAGAACGAGGACGCACCACCCUGCAAGAAGCCCAAGAUCGAGGACCCAGAGCUGGAGCAGCUACAGCGGGGCGCUGACGCAGGGAGACAUGUGGUGGAGAUGCUGCGGCAGAUGGUGCCUCUAGCGGUCGAGUCGCUGAACCGCCAGCUGGAGUCGUCGGUCGCCCAGCUUGGACACGUGGAGGAGGCCCUGCAGAGGCGGGUGCAGCGGGAAGCGGCCGGCGAUGUGGGCACCACGUCGGAGGCCGUGGAGGAGCCCGUGCAGCUGGCGGAGCAGUUCGAGGCCAGCCACCGCCUGCUCACCUCAACCAAGCAGUGCACCUUCGCUGCCGAAGAGGAGGGUGGCUCCGCCUGGACGGCCUCUGUGCAGCCCGGCGGAUGCGGCGACUCCUUAUUGCGCCUUCUCUUGUUGCAGCUGCGGGCCGAUGGGCUACUAGUGGGGAAGGUUCGCGACGACGUCGUCAUCACCGCUCCUCCUGUCACCCCUGCUGCGGCUUACGUUGGGCCACCUCUCAUCUCCGUUCUAACGAUAGAUAAUGAACACCUCGAGAAUGAUCGUCUAAAAGUGAAUGACAUUCUUCGUGACAUCCCGCAGAAAUGGUCCAUCCCUCGCAGCCUGAAGUCCUUAAGGGGCGACGGCUCUGAGGACCUGCUGCGGGUCAUGGGGCCGCACCUCGAAGAGCUGGAGUUCUCGGGAGAGGUUCAGCCCAGCGUCAUGGAGGAGGUGCAGAAACUGUCGGGACUCAGAAGAUUGAAAGUUAAAUGCGCUAAAGAGGUGGACUACCCGGACCUUCCGUUACAGCUGGAGGAGCUCUACAUUGAUCGAAUCACGGAGAAUCAGCUGCGUUGUUUGGAGCACAUGCCCAGGCUGCGUAGCUUGUUGGUGUUUAAUUACCAUGGUCCAAAUCUGACUUUCCCUCCCUCGCAGCACGGCAGGCUGCUGUGGCUCAGCGUGUGCUUCAACACUGAGCACAAGUCUACUAUGCUGUCUCUGAUUCGUGCCCAUGCCUCAUCAAUACGGGAGCUGCAAGUGUCCUGUUUCAGUACCUUCUCUACUGUAAACCAGAAGUUUUACUUCCCCGACCUGGGCCAGGAGCUGGCGGCGUGCGGCCUGCGGGCGCUGCGACGGCUCGUCCUCGUACGCGGCGGCUGCAGAGACAAGGGCGCUGGCUGCAGAGACCAGGUCGCUGGCUGCUUGCUGCAGCGGAGAUCCAUCAUAAGUGCAUUGCCCCCGUCUGUUGAAGUGGUUUGCAGGUAUUGUCACAGACCAGAUGAUGGAUGUACUGUACCCACGCACCAUUCCCAGUAGCCUGACGUAAUGAUUUGGCUGUAAAUUUUAAAAUGUUCUGAAAAGUCUGCAGUUUGUUUGUUUUCGUACUGCUUUGUGCACUUGGUUCAGUUCAUCUUGUAAAUAAUAAAUAAGAAAUUAUCUUGUAUUA